Molecule: messenger RNA, 3325 nt
Organism: Crotalus tigris (Tiger rattlesnake)
Lineage: Eukaryota; Metazoa; Chordata; Lepidosauria; Squamata; Viperidae
Gene: KCNS1
Product: potassium voltage-gated channel modifier subfamily S member 1
Exons: 3
Coding region: 386-1786 (466 amino acids)
Biological process (GO): protein homooligomerization; potassium ion transmembrane transport; regulation of delayed rectifier potassium channel activity
Cellular component (GO): membrane; voltage-gated potassium channel complex
Molecular function (GO): delayed rectifier potassium channel activity; protein binding
Source: RefSeq, a predicted model, not a curated record
CUCAUCUUCAGAAGCGGCAGACAGCGGCGGCGGCUGUAGCACUCUGUGCGGAUCCCCCGGGAUGGCUAGAGGUGAUUCGGGAGCCGCGCAGGGGUAAGCGGCAGGCGCCUUCGGCAUCAAGAAGAGGGCGCUGGACUGCUGCGGCGCUAAAUCCGCUUCUAAUCUGGAUCCGGGAGAAGAAUUAAAGACCCGGCGCUUCCCAGCCAAGGCGCACAUGGCUCAGGCGGAGCGCGGUUCUGGCGGGGUGAGUUCGUCUAUGUUGCUGCCGCCCGGCAUGUGCGCGCUACGCUGCGUCCGGAGUCCUUGGCCAGGGCGCAGCGGCUGAAGGCACCUGCCGUGCCUACAGUGUUGUCUGCAGGCCAAAAUAGUCCCAUCUCUACUGAUCAUGGUCAACAGGAGAUUAAACUAUUGGGAGUCUGAUUUUGAGGAUGAGGUCAUCAACAUCAAUGUUGGGGGCCUGAGAAGGAGACUCAGUUCGAGUGCCCUCUCCAAAUUUCCUGACACUCGGCUUGGGCGUUUGCUUUCCUGUGACUCUGAAGAAUCUAUCCUACAGCUGUGUGAUGAUUAUGAUGUGAGUGCCAGGGAAUUCUACUUUGAUCGGAAUCCUGGCUUCUUCCUAUAUGUGCUCCAUUUUUAUCAGACUGGCAAGCUGCAUGUGAUGGAGGAACUGUGUGUCUUCUCCUUUUGCCAAGAGAUAGAAUACUGGGGCAUUAAUGAAUUCUUUCUGGAUUCCUGCUGCAGCUAUCGCUAUCAUGAAAGGAAACUGGAGAGACAUCAUCACAAUUGGGAUGAGGAAAGUGAGGUUAGCAGUGUGGAUACAUCCCCAGAUGAGAUCUUAGAUUUUAAUCAUGACCUGCUUCGCUAUAAUACACUCCGCUGUGGCAAUCUGCGCAAGCGCCUUUGGCUCACCAUGGAAAAUCCAGGAUACUCUAUCCCAAGCAAACUCUUCAGCUUUCUGUCUAUCAGUGUUGUGCUGGUUUCCAUAGCUACCAUGUGUAUUCACAGCAUGCCAGAGUACCAGCAACUUGAUGAGGAGGGCAAAUUGAAGGAUGACUCUGUGUUGCAAAACUUGGAGUAUUUCUGCAUCUCCUGGUUCACAUUUGAAGUUACUGCCCGCUUGCUUUUGGCUCCAAACUUGAGGAAGUUUUUCAAGCAUCCCCUCAAUCUGAUUGACAUUAUUUCAGUGUUGCCUUUCUAUUUCACCCUCUGGGUAGAUGUGACCAUGAAGACAGAUUCAGAACUGGGAAAUGUGGGUAAGGUGGUGCAAGUGUUUCGUCUUAUGAGAAUAUUCCGAGUACUGAAGCUGGCAAGGCAUUCAACAGGCCUGAGGUCUUUAGGAGCUACCUUGAAGCAUAGCUACAGAGAAGUGGGAAUUCUGCUUCUAUACUUGGCUGUUGGAGUAUCUGUUUUCUCUGGAGUAGCCUACACUGCAGAAAAGGAGGAAGAUGUUGGUUUUGACACUAUUCCUGCUUGCUGGUGGUGGGGGACAGUUAGCAUGACAACUGUAGGCUAUGGGGACGUGGUACCAGUGACUGUCGCCGGCAAGCUGGCAGCUUCUGGUUGCAUCUUGGGUGGGAUUUUGGUUGUGGCACUGCCUAUCACUAUCAUCUUCAAUAAGUUCUCCCAUUUCUAUCGCCGGCAAAAGGCCCUUGAAGCUGCUGUGCGGAAUAGUGAUAAGAAGGAACCGGAGGACUCUGAGAAUUACCCAAGCCAAGAAUCAGAUGCUUUCAGUGAAGUUUACCACAGAGAUGAAGAUCUCACCAGAAACAUCCUUCCAGUCUACUGAAUUGAAGACUUAUCUAGCGUCAAAAAAAGGCAAAUUGGUAGCAAGAUGGUCAACAAAACCCUUAACUACUUCAUUAUGGAUUUAUUCAUUAAAAGUGAUCUGUUCCAAAAGCAUGUAUAAAGUAACUUCUUCCUGAGCCAUUGCAGAAAACGCACUAACCUUAUACACCUGGAUUUUCACUAUUCUUCCAAGCCAGUAUAUAUUAUAACUAAUUCAAAUCUCAGUCCGUCAAGAGACAUCUGGAGCAAAAUGGACAAAAUAGUUUAAGAUUCCAUCUGUGUCACAUUCCUUCAAAGCAACAAAAGAAAGUAGAUUCAUCAAUACAAGCUUUUCUGUCUUGAGUAUUGUACUGGCAAUAAUACUUCUAGCAUCCCACCUCCCACAGUGUAAUUUACAGGCAGACAUCCAAGUACUUGGAUUGGGCUGGAAAUUCAAGUUUGGAAUCUAAUAAAUAUACAAAUUAUAUUAUAAAUAAACACAGUUUUAUUUCAGCUGACAUUCAGUAGCUGCAGCUAUUCUUCACCACAUAUCCUGAGUCUACAUGCAACCAAAUAUUUCCACAGUCUGUUAACUGUUUUCAUAAUAUUGUUUUCUCCCCCAGACAUUUUAAUGUUCUGAUUCAUAAUUUAUCUUCAAAGAUUGCCAAAGAAAUGAAAUACUGAUUGUAAAGUUAUAACAAAUAAUGUUUAUGGCUUCCACAGAACUGAGAUUGUGAAAGAACUUCUAACUUGCCUUAUAAAUGUCUGUCUGAUGGAAGCCAUGGAAGCUACCAGCAUAACCUAGAAAGAUUUUAAAUUGAUCCAAAGCUGAUACAAGAUAAAUAGAAAAGAUUGUAAUAGCUGAUGUCCUGAAGAAGGACUGGAGCAAAAGUCAUGAUAAUGUUUCUCUAUGGCUAAUUUUGCACUACCAAAUCUUAACAAAUCUAUGCAUGAUUUAUAGGAUGAUAUAAAUAUUUUCCUUCCCUUUCCAGCUUUUCCAUUUCCCUCUCCAUACCUUAUUCUCAUUGCCAUCCAAUAAAAUUCUUUGAUGGUAAACUCAGGGUACAGAUUAAAAGGAUGUACUUCUUCUAUUAUGAUGCACUAAGUGGGGGAUAGGGUACUGCUAAAAGUGCAAUGGUAGUCAUUAGGAAAAAAGUAAAGUGUUGACAAACUCAUACACAAGAUAGAUUUAUCGGUAUUAUGAUUUGCUUUGCUGAUGAGCUUCCUAGAAAUAUUUGAUUGUCUACUGUGAGAAAAAUAUGCUGAAUUACAUAAGCCUUUAGUUUUAUCUAACUGGCCUUGUAUUCCCUCAUGAUUAUAGUCCUGUAAAGUAAGACUGCAUGAUACUGAUCAUCCCAACACCUCUUAUGUUAAGAAUGGAGAACUGGUGAUCUCCCAGAUGUUGCUGGAUUCUAAUUCAUUCUACUCAAUCAGGAUAAUGCUGGCAUUUGUAGCCCAAUAUUUAGAAGGAUAUAAUUUCUGCACUUUUGUAAUACAUCAUCUCCAGCAACAUAUGCUACUGUUUCUAACUUGAUUGUUACCCUACACAGAACAAGACAAG